AUGGCGGCGCUGCGGCUCCUGGCGUGGGCGCUCGGGCGCUGCGUCCCCGCCGGCCGCCCGGUGCCCGCGCUGUGCCAGGCCCGCGCCCGCCGCUUGGCCACCAGCCCGCGUCCCCGCGCCAGAUUCUGCACGGACCCGGUGGAGACGGUGAGGGACAUCUCUGACGGGGCGACCCUCCUGGCCGGGGGCGCCGGGGUGCCCGCCCUGCACACGCCCACCGGCUGCGUCCUGGUGCAGGUGGGGGGCGUCCCCGUCAGGUCCCCGGACGGCCACCGCGCCGUCAUCAGCGAGCCCAGGGAGGUGCGGGAGGCCGGCAAGGAGCACCCCCUCCCGGAGCCCCUCAGGGCCGACUCGGCCCGUCGGACUGCAAGGCCGAGGGCCGGCAACGUCGCCUUCAGGAGAAGCGCCAGGAACUGGAACGCGCCGUGCGCACAGCUGCGACGUCACGCUGCGGAGGGGGUGGGCCUCGCGGACGUGGGCACUGUUGGCUCAGAACAUCCACGUCCCAAUAUUUAUGUAGAUCGCGUGACAAAGGGGCAAACAUGUGAGAAGAGAAUCGAGCUGACGAUCCGGAAAGAGGAGGACGAAAAAGCCACUGCGGGAGACGAGAAGGACGCGGGUCAUAAACGGGCCGCUCUUGAGCUUGCGGACGGCCUGUCUGUCGAUCUGGGCACAGGAGUCCCUGUGCUGGCCGCAACCGCAUCAGCCAUGACUGUCCACCUUCACAGUGAAAACGGUGUCCGGGGCUUGGGCCGUUUCCUGGACACGGAUGUCAUCGACGCGGGCAAGCGGACGGUCACGGUGCUUCCCGGGGGCUCUUUUUCCUCCAGCUAUGACUCCUUUGUCAUGAUCCGAGGGGGACACAUCCAGGUCACCAUACUGGGAGCCAUGCGAGUCUCCAAAUACGGUGACCUGGCCAAGUGGAUGAUACCCAGGAGGAAGGUGGAAAGAAUUGGCGGUGCCAUGGAUUUGGUGUCCAGUCUCAAAACAAGAGUGGCGGUCACCAUGGAGCACUGCACGAAGCAAAAUGCCCCCAAGAUCCUGGACAGCAGCGCCAGGCCGCUGACCGGGACGCGGUGCAUGGACCGCAUCAUCACCAAGGCCGUGUUUGAUGUGCACAGCAGGAGGCGGCCGACGCUGAUUGAGCUCUGGGAGGGCCUGACAGUGGACGACAUCAAGAGCAGCACGGGCUGUGCCUUCGCCGUGUCCUCGAACCUCAGGCCCAUGCAGCAGGUGGCGCCCUGA
Cynocephalus volans (Philippine flying lemur) is the source of this 1245-nucleotide messenger RNA. RefSeq names its product 3-oxoacid CoA-transferase 2 (gene OXCT2). Lineage: Eukaryota; Metazoa; Chordata; Mammalia; Dermoptera; Cynocephalidae. Gene Ontology annotation, cellular component: mitochondrion. Gene Ontology annotation, molecular function: succinyl-CoA:3-oxo-acid CoA-transferase activity. The record is from RefSeq and is a predicted model, not a curated record.